AUGGUUUCAAAAAGGGUUAGGUACGCCCGGGCGCAUUUUUCACGACGAAAACACAUUGCAUUACUCGCACGUCCAUUGAAAGUACAUUUGUAUAAAGAUAUCAACAUUUUAGAGAAUCCAUUUACGGUGUCGCGAGCAGCCUUGAAGUUUCGUCCCACAAAACGCCUUAAAAUCUUGGCAAAGCCAAAGUCUAUUAAUAAGAAAUAUGAUUCUGCAAUGAAAGCCCCGAUAUAUUCUAAGGUCCCUCAAGCGGCGUUGAAUGCCAAAGCAAGCAAUCGUAUAAAGGAUCUUUCUCUUCCCCCGAAAAGUGCAGUGAAUCAUAUACGAAAAGUGUUUUCCCAAAAUAAAACGAAAAUGGAAUAUAUAAAUAAAAUUUCGCUUGAAAUUCGCAAAUCGAGAUACCAAAAGUAUCGACUUAUUUGCAACACACUCCAUCAGCAAGCAUUCGCCAGGGAGUAUGCGGAGUUUCCAGUUCGCUUUCGCUCGACUGCUCUCCUUCAUUCAUUUUGUCAAGGGACGUUCGCUUGGAGGAAGAAAUUGAAAAGAUUUUUAGAAAAACCAUCUGAUUGGGAGAGACACAAUAAAGUUUUAGAACGACUCGCAAAACCGAAGAGAAAACAUUUUCCACCAAAAUUAUCACCUUUAAGAAAAUCGAAAAAGAAAAGAAAAUAUAAUCCAACAAGAGUUGAGAAAUUGGCCCAACCGUUGACUAGAGAGGCACCUUCAAAGAAGAAUGCCUUUAAAGUUAAAUCCGGUGCUCUUAAAUAUGAAAUGACCGAUAAAAUGAAAGAACUCGCGUAUCGAAUUUAUCCCCGAAUUUGCAUAGAGCCUCGUAUUCCCGGAAAAGUUACGAUUUCGGCUUUAAAGUAUGAGGCUAAUGAUCGAAUACAGCAACUCGCGAGGCCGCCAAAUAGACCACCGGGAAGGGAAACCGAUUUGAAAGAUAAUGCCUUCGAUGUUUCUCCAACAGCAUUAAAAGCUUGGUGUUCGCCUGCAAUUAAGAAAUUGGCUAAACCUCGAAUUCACGCGUUCAAUCGUCAAUGUCCAAUCGAAAUUGAUGAAAGUGGAACAUUGCAAUCAAACGAAACAAACAUGGGAAAAUUUAAUUACGAUCUCGUUAAAUCGCGAUGGGGACUAGGUCUGAUUAAAACAGCAAACGAAAGUCGUCCUCCCACGAUGCGAGAAAAAUCGUCCCCGACGAAUACAUUGGGACAACACGCCAUCGACGUUGUUGAUGUCGAGUUCAAUUUUCCCUGGACCAAUGUUGAAAUAAUUUAA
Leptopilina heterotoma is the source of this 1278-nucleotide messenger RNA. RefSeq names its product testicular haploid expressed gene protein-like (gene Theg). The transcript has 9 exons. The record is from RefSeq and is a predicted model, not a curated record. NCBI's taxonomy places the organism in Eukaryota, Metazoa, Arthropoda, Insecta, Hymenoptera, Figitidae. The coding region runs from base 1 to 1278 and encodes 425 amino acids.